Molecule: messenger RNA, 2093 nt
Organism: Brienomyrus brachyistius
Lineage: Eukaryota; Metazoa; Chordata; Actinopteri; Osteoglossiformes; Mormyridae
Gene: chic2
Product: cysteine-rich hydrophobic domain 2
Exons: 6
Coding region: 216-713 (165 amino acids)
Source: RefSeq, a predicted model, not a curated record
GACUUCUCGCGAGAUUACGGCCGGAGUUCGCGUUGUACUGCUUGAGUUUUGCUUGCCGUGGUCCGGAUGUUGUUGUUUCGACGAGGAGCUGCGGGGAAACUCGGGGCUGAUAUUUCUGCUACCGCUUUCGCUUUGUGUAGGCUGUAGUCUCCGCUGAGACAGAAUAGUAUUUUGUUCACAGUUGUUUUCGCAUUGAAUUUCACAAGCCGGGGAGGAUGGAAGACUUUGACGAGAUCUACGAGGAAGAGGAGGACGAAGACAGGGCCGCCGAGGAGCAGCUGCUGAAGUACUCGCCGGACCCGGUGGUGGUGCGCGGAUCCGGCCACGUCACUGUGUUUGGGCUCAGCAACAAGUUCGAGUCAGAAUUUCCAUCAUCACUAACUGGAAAAGUGGCGCCAGAGGAGUUUAAAGCUAGCAUCAGCAGGGUGAACAGUUGCUUGAGGAAGACUCUGCCAGUCAACGUUCGCUGGCUGAUCUGUGGCUGUCUGUGCUGCUGCUGCUCCCUGGGCCUCAGUAUGUGGCCGGUCAUCUGUCUCAGCAAGAGGACCCGACGGUCCAUAGAGAAGUUGCUGGAAUGGGAAAACAGCAGACUGUACCACAAGCUCUGUCUGCAUUGGAAACUCAGCCAGCGGAAAUGUGAAACCAACAACAUGAUGGAAUAUGUCAUACUCAUAGAAUUUCUACCCAAGACUCCCAUCCUACGGCCAGACUAGCUAUGCAUCUGAGCACUGGCCUCCUCUUUCAUAGGUGCCUUGUGUGGUACUCCUGGUGGCUCUGGGAUCACUGCGCGGGAUCAGUCUGGACUUUGGAUUUUCCUUUUUUAUGAAAUCUUAUUUGUGAUGUUUCUGUCACACCUCUCCAUCCUGUGUUAUUGCCUCUGGCUCUACCCGCCGAGCUGAAGUCGUGUGUGUGCCUGUGGUGCAGGAGGGUUGGGGGGGGGGGGGGGGGGGCAUCUCCUCGGAACUAACAGAAGGAACUGUGAAACUUCAUGUUCAUCUUCUGAGCCAUUUCUGCCGAUGGCUUUCUGUAUAAAACCUUCAGACACAAGGUUUGUAUCUUCAGUGACCUAAAAGUCAGAUGGUUGGAGUCUGACCUGAGUUGCUAUGGACACAAAGGCUCGGAUUCUCUGCAGUGGAAACUUGUUGUGGUUUGGACUUCUGCCUAGUAACUAGGACCUGAACCAGGGUACUUUGAACCCACUUUAUUGAUUAUUGAGGAAACCUACCCUGGACGAUUUGGACCCUAUUGUUCCUAGCACCAUGAACCUGAACCAGGAGCCCGUAUUGUUCCCAGCACCAUGAACCUGAACCAGGAGCCUGUAUUGUUCCCAGCACCAAGAACCUGAACCAGGAGCCCGUAUUGUUCCCAGCACCAAGAACCUGAACCAGGAGCCUGGAGGCUCAGGAUCAGCAGAUUCUUUGGAAGCCCCUAUUUUUCCCUAUGUUUAUUUUUUUUCUGUUGAACGGGUGGUAGAUGUUAGUAGUGCAACCGUUUGCUGUUUGUGUGUGGGGUAAUCACUGCUAUACACAUUUCCACCCCUCCCGGCACGAGUCUCUUGAGGGCAGCUGUUUGCUUUACCGACCUUGAGACCCCAUUCACCUGACCUAUCAACAUGACAUUGAGAGGCUGAUCAUCUCUGAUCUGAGCUAGAGGGGCUUCGGAGGCCGUUUGGACUGUAACUGCAUUGAACCUGGUCUUGGCCAAGACAUUUACUCUGUGUUUGUCUGAAAUAAGAUUGUAAAUCAUCAGAAGAAUAUGCACAUUUGCCUUUUGAGCAAGUAUGUAGGCAAAAGCAGCCGUUUUCAUUCUGUAUCAGCAUUGGUUUCUUCCUUCGCCCAGUUAUAAAAUGUUUUUUUUUAUUUUAUUUAACGUGAAAGAAUAUUUUUGUAUCCCUCAGGUGAGGCUGGAAUGUUGUGUUUUACAUGGUGGUUCAGCAAUUGUAAUGCUCAAUCCACAGCCUGCAUGGCUGAUAGCACAGAACUCAUUUAUCCUGUUGGGUUUAAUUUUACGGAUUCAAAAGUCAAGAACAUGAAGGGCAGGAUUACUGAACCGAAGCAGUGUUUAGUAUUUAAUAAAUGAAUUUGAAUUCUGAA